Pollicipes pollicipes is the source of this 900-nucleotide messenger RNA. RefSeq names its product segmentation protein paired-like. Lineage: Eukaryota; Metazoa; Arthropoda; Thecostraca; Pollicipedomorpha; Pollicipedidae. The record is from RefSeq and is a predicted model, not a curated record. Gene Ontology annotation, molecular function: DNA-binding transcription factor activity, RNA polymerase II-specific; RNA polymerase II cis-regulatory region sequence-specific DNA binding. Gene Ontology annotation, biological process: regulation of transcription by RNA polymerase II; anatomical structure development.
AUGGUUGGCAAACACAAAGGAGUUUAUGAUGCGCGGAACACGCUGCGCCAAGUCAGAGUUGUUGACCUGGUCGUACGCCCUCUCGCAGGUCAGGGUCGGGUUAACCAGCUGGGCGGCGUCUUCAUCAACGGCCGCGCUGCCGAACACAUCCGGAUGAAGAUCGUAGAGAUGGCGGCGGCGGGGGUGCGGCCGUGCGUCAUCUCCCGCCAGCUGCGCGUCUCGCACGGAUGCGUCUCCAAGAUACUCAACAGAUACCAGGAGACAGGCAGCAUAAGGCCGGGCGUGAUCGCGGCUCCAGCCACGCGUCACCACUCUCCCGAGGUGAGAACAAGAGAUCGCCGACUACAAGAAGGAGAACCCGGCGUCUUCAGCUGGGAGAUCAGGGGCAGAUUGGUAAAGGAAGGUCUGUGCGACAAGACGACCGCGCCCUCCGUGAGCGCCAUCUCCCGGCUGCUGCGCGGCCGCGACGACGACGAACCCGUCAAGAAGAAAGAGGAGGAGGAGCUCUCCAAAUCUGACGGCGUCUCUGACGAGGACGAGGAGACGGAGCCGGGGCUGGCGCUGAAGCGGAAACAGCGACGCUCGCGCACCACCUUCACUGCCUACCAGCUGGACGAGCUGGAGAAGGCGUUCGAGCGCACCCAGUACCCGGACAUAUACACCCGCGAGGAGCUGGCGCAACGCACCAAGCUCACUGAGGCGCGCAUACAGGUGUGGUUCAGUAACCGUCGCGCGCCGCUGAAAACCCUGCCUGACUCGGGCUCCCUCUACUCGGGCGUCUCAUCGUCGGUGGCGCCGCGUAUGUCGUCCACCGCGCAGGCCAUGUCCAACCCGGCCGGCUACGCGCAGAGCCUGGGCUCGUACGCGCCGCACCGUUCAGCCCUGGGCCGCCACCGCUAG